Camelus dromedarius (Arabian camel) is the source of this 759-nucleotide messenger RNA. It is a transcript of the gene PPP1R1A, whose product is annotated as protein phosphatase 1 regulatory inhibitor subunit 1A. Bases 117 to 632 code for a protein of 171 amino acids. Lineage: Eukaryota; Metazoa; Chordata; Mammalia; Artiodactyla; Camelidae. Gene Ontology annotation, biological process: intracellular signal transduction. Gene Ontology annotation, cellular component: cytoplasm. The record is from RefSeq and is a predicted model, not a curated record. The transcript has 7 exons. Gene Ontology annotation, molecular function: protein phosphatase inhibitor activity.
GAGCGCGCCGGGCUGGGGCCGGGCAGGAGCGGAGUGGAGAAGGAGCGCGCCCGCCCCAGCCCCAGUCCGUCGCCUGCCCUCCCGCCGCCCCCUGCCGGGCGGCCGCCGUCCCAGCCAUGGAGCAAGACCACAGCCCCCGGAAGAUCCAGUUCACCGUGCCUCUGCUGGAGCCGCACCUUGACCCCGAGGCGGCGGAGCAGAUCCGGAGGCGCCGCCCCACCCCUGCGACCCUCGUGCUGACCAGUGACCAGUCAUCCCCAGAGAUAGAUGAAGACCGGAUCCCCAACCCGCUUCUUAAGCCGGCUUUGUCCAUGUCUCCACGGCAACGGAAGAAGGUGACGAGGACCACACCCACAAUGAAAGAGCUCCAGAUGAUGGUUGAACAUCACCUGGGGCAACAGGAGCAGGGAGAGGAGUCUGAAGGAGCCACUGAGAGCACAGGGACCCAGGAGUCCCGCCCAGCUGGGAUCACAGACACAGAAGCGGAGUCAAGGCCGGGCACCUCUGGGAAAGCACACAAACCUGCAGAAUCCAUCCCGAAAACUCAGGAGAGGGGCAGUGAGAAACCCAGCACAGAAGACCCCUCAACCCAUAUACCACCACUGGAUUCCCAGGGAGCCAACUCGGUCUGAGAGUAAAGGAGGUAUCUUGGAAUCAAGACUGCAGUUGGGAAUGCAUGGACACUGGAAUUGUUUCUUAUUUCUUCACUUUUGGGGAAAAUUUCUUGUUUUUAAAAAGUGAUAAAGUUGGUGUUAAGUC